CGGAGGUGAAGUGUACUUCGCUGAGAAAAGGUCCAAUCUGAAUACGAGGUUCCGUCAUAAUGGCUUCGGGAGGAAAGUCGCUGUCUGCGCUGUAGCUGUCACUAACAUGCGGGAUUACGAUGAAGUUACCGCUUUCUUGGGAGACUGGGGGCCACAUCAGAAACUUCUCUUCUUUCUUCUGAGUGUCAGCGUCAUUCCAAAUGGUUUCACCGGAUUAAGCAUAAUUUUCGUCGGAGAUGUCCCAGAACAUCGCUGCCUAAUUCCCGAGAAUCUCAACCUCAGCGAAGCAUGGAGGAACAGGACGAUCCCGCUACAGGGUCCCGAACAACGGCGCAGCAAGUGCACUCGGUACCGGCUGGACGUGAUACUGAACCUUUCGCAGACAUUCCCCGACCCAGACUUCCUCAACGUGUCUGAGAUCGAACAGGAACCGUGUCUGGAUGGAUGGGAGUACAGUAAGGAGCAGUACAUCUCCACUAUCGUCUCCGAGUGGGACUUGGUGUGUAACAAUGGCUGGAAAGAACCAUUUGCUGCAUCAGUGUACUUCACCGGAGUGUUAAUAGGUUCCUUUAGUUCUGGAAUAUUAUCAGACAGGUUUGGGAGGAAAAUUGUUAUGUUUGGGACAAUGGUGCUACAGGUUGCCUUCAAUGUGCUUAUCACAUUCUCACCAAACUUGGAAAUCUUCUGCCUGAUUAAUUUCUUGAAAGGUUUUGGUGAAAUUUCAAAUUAUAUGUCUGCCUUUGUUCUUGGAUCUGAACUUCUUGAAAAAUCCAUUCGGAUAGCAUACUCUACACUUGGAGUUGCCAUGGGUUUCGCAUUGGGCUAUAUGAUCCUCCCUUUUGUUGCAUAUUUCAUAAGAAAAUGGCAGAUGUUAAUAUUGACCCUGUCUCUCAGCUGUUUGGUGUACAUUCCUUUGUGGUGGUUUAUUCCUGAAUCUCCACGCUGGCUAUUAUCUAAAGGAAGAGUAGAGGAGGCUGAAUCAAUAAUUCGAUUCAUGGCAAAGAAAAAUGGUGUCACUCCUCCAGCGAUGCUUUUCAGUGAAGAUGAGCUCGAGCACAUAAAGAAUAAGAAAGUAAAAUCUGUUCCAUUUACUCAGUUGUUAAAAACCUGUAAUAUCCGAACCAUCACAAUCAUUAACAUUCUGCUGUGGAUGAUUAUAUCAAUGGGAUACUAUGGCCUGUCAUUGAACAUACCCAAUUUCCAUGGUGAUGACUAUCUCAAUUGUUUCCUCUUUGCUGCCUCAGAGAUUCCAGCCAACAUAGCAGUAUGGCUUCUCUUUCAGAAGUUUCCACGCAAGUUCAGCCUUUCAGUCACUCUUUUUCUUAGUGGAAGUAUCCUGCUCUUCAUUCAUUUCAUCCCAUCACAUUUUUUAGCACUUGCUACAGUGCUGGUGUUAAUUGGAAAAUUGGGAAGUACAUGUGCCUUUUCCAUGGUUUAUAUCUACACCGCUGAACUGUAUCCGACCCCAGUGAGAAACACAGGCGUCGGAGUGAGUUCAAUGGCAUCCAGGCUUGGCAGUGUCAUCUCACCUUACAUUCUUUUGCUUGACGAUUAUCAAGAGAAUCUGUCGCUUAUUGUGAUCGGUAUGUUAACAAUGUUCGCAGCAAUUGCAGUUUUGUUUCUGCCCGAAACAUUUAAUGUUCCUCUCCCAAAUACUAUGGAACAAAUGCAAAAACUCUUUUGGUUCAAAGAUAGAAGACGUGUUCACUCUAAUUUAAGCAAAAAUGAAACAACGGAAAAAAGUAGGGUGAUUGUUCUUGAGGAAGCUGCUUGACACUCUUUUGACCACAGAUCUUUAGCAGCAGACAAACAACUGAAGAUUUCAUCACAAAUUGGAUCAUGGAUUGGCAGAUGUGCGAAAACAUAAAGUGAAAUUGAGAAAAAUUGGAGUACUCUCUACAAUACUCAGAUGCUCUGCAAGCAACAGGUUUUGAUGGUUAUUACCAAGUUUUAAUGAAAUAUAUUUUCUACAAAAUUUUCUGCAAGAUAUUAUGGGAAAAAAUGAAAUUGUUGUGCUUCCUUGGAUCAAAUUGCCUUAUAAUCACUUGAUGUUUUCCUCUUCAUAGA
This is a messenger RNA of Hypanus sabinus (Atlantic stingray), 2067 nucleotides long. Its product is annotated as organic cation/carnitine transporter 2-like. The record is from RefSeq and is a predicted model, not a curated record. Lineage: Eukaryota; Metazoa; Chordata; Chondrichthyes; Myliobatiformes; Dasyatidae. Gene Ontology annotation, biological process: transmembrane transport. The coding region runs from base 107 to 1774 and encodes 555 amino acids. Gene Ontology annotation, cellular component: membrane. The transcript is spliced from 11 exons. Gene Ontology annotation, molecular function: transmembrane transporter activity.